UUCGAUUGUAACAUAACCAAGAAAAUCAGAGUAUCUUCGUACAGUGGCAGAUUCGAGUGUACUUAGGUAAUGUGAUCGUUAUACGUUUCUGUUAUUAAGAUAUUAAGAAAGUUGUAGAAAGAAUAUUUCAAGUAAUCAAAAUAUGUAUAUUUCAACAUUUUUACAUAUAUUUCUACUUGGUUUAACGGUACUUAUUAUUAACGCAGAAUUUUCUGCAGAUGAUUGUAAAAAAUUAGGUUUUAAUAAGGCUAACCUAUUGUGUUCAACAUGUGAUAAAUUCAACAAAUAUAAUGUGCCAGAAAUCUAUGACAAAUGCAAGGAAUGUUGUUUGAAGGAUGAUGAUUAUGAUGUAUCUGGCUUUAAACGAUAUCCGAAAGCAAUUCUUAAGGUUUGCACAUGUAAAUUUGGUGCAUAUCCUCAAAUACAAGCAUUUAUAAAAAGUGAUAGACCAAAUAAAUACAAAAAUUUGCAAAUAAGAUAUGUAAGAGGAUUAGAUCCAAUCAUUAAAUUGCUGGAUGCUGAUAAUAAAGUAGAAGAUAUUCUUGAUAUACAUAAAUGGGAUACAGAUUCAAUCGAUGAAUUUUUAGCAACACAUCUUUCUACCGAUUAGAAUAAGGUAUUAAACAAAAUGUCUUAUUUUGUAUUUUCUUAUUACAUUAAAAUUAACAUACUUUGUAAUUAAA
Vespula pensylvanica (western yellowjacket) is the source of this 683-nucleotide messenger RNA. RefSeq names its product selenoprotein F. The transcript is spliced from 4 exons. The record is from RefSeq and is a predicted model, not a curated record. The coding region runs from base 143 to 610 and encodes 155 amino acids. Gene Ontology annotation, cellular component: endoplasmic reticulum lumen. NCBI's taxonomy places the organism in Eukaryota, Metazoa, Arthropoda, Insecta, Hymenoptera, Vespidae. Gene Ontology annotation, molecular function: oxidoreductase activity.